Molecule: messenger RNA, 364 nt
Organism: Acanthoscelides obtectus
Lineage: Eukaryota; Metazoa; Arthropoda; Insecta; Coleoptera; Chrysomelidae
Source: the annotation of a GenBank genome assembly
AUGAAAAGUGCUGAUUUUGAAUACUUGAUAAAUCAAAUAGGCCAUGAAAUAGGCAAAAAGACGACACCAUUUAGAGAUCCAAUUCCUGUACGAGAAAGUUUGAGUUAUAUAUUCCAAUUUUCGACUCAAAGUAUAUCUGUGGUUGUGCCAGAAGUUUGUGACGCGCUCAUUGCCUGUUUGAGUGACAAAAUAAAAGUGCCUAAACGUCAGGAGGAAUGGCCACAAGUUGCAAAUGAUAUCGACAGGAUGUGGAAUUAUCCCCAUUGUUGUGGGAGUAUCGAUUUAAAACAUAUAUGAUUACAAGCUUCAAUAAACACUGGCAGUGACUACUUCAAUUAUAAAGGAUUUUUUAGCAUACUGAGUG